Molecule: messenger RNA, 13736 nt
Organism: Asparagus officinalis (garden asparagus)
Lineage: Eukaryota; Viridiplantae; Streptophyta; Magnoliopsida; Asparagales; Asparagaceae
Exons: 66
Coding region: 231-13238 (4335 amino acids)
Cellular component (GO): membrane
Source: RefSeq, a predicted model, not a curated record
AUUCAGCCCGAGACCGAGCCCAUACCAUUUUGAUCAUCCCCAUUCGUUUGCGUUCGGUUCUUUCCUUUUCUUCCUUCGUCGCUUGCGCUGGUCGCCUCCCUCCUUUUCUCCCUCUUUAAUAAAUCACCGACUCAAAGAUCCAUGGCCGCUAUUUUCCCUAAUCUCUUCGAUUCGGCCACCAAAACCUAAGCUGUCCUCUUUCGGGUCGCCUUCAUCAUCAAUCCCUCGACAUGUUCGAAGCUCACGCAUUACAUCUGCUGCGGAAGUACCUUGGAGAAUAUGUAGAAGGACUUUCAAAUGAAGCACUUAGAAUCAGUGUUUGGAAAGGUGACGUUGUUCUCAAAGAUCUGAAAUUGAAGGCAGAAGCAUUGAAUUCUUUGAAGCUUCCCAUAACAGUUAAAGCUGGCUUUGUUGGUAAAAUAACUCUAAAGGUUCCUUGGAAAAGUCUUGGUAAAGAGCCUGUCGUUGUUCUCAUCGACCGUGUGUUUGUUCUUGCACAUCCUGCUGAUGGACGGACUCCCAGGGAGGAAGAUAGAGAGAAGAUUUUUGAGGCCAAGCUUCAACAAAUUGAGGAGGCUGAAUUAGCAACCAUUGAAGCAGUGACUAGGAGAUCAAAAUCAGGAACUGGACCUGCUGGAAGUUCAUGGUUAGGUUCACUGAUUGCUACUGUCAUUGGCAAUCUUAAAGUCACUAUUAGUCAUGUUCAUAUUAGAUAUGAGGACUCAAUCAGUCAUCAUGGGCACCCAUUUUGUUCUGGAGUCACCUUAUCAAAGCUUGCUGCAGUAACAACAGAUGAUCAAGGCAAUGAAACUUUUGAUACGAGCAGUGCUCUUGACAAGCUACGUAAGUCCCUUCAACUCCAGAGACUUGCUUUUUAUCAUGAUACUGACAGCACACCAUGGAAAGUGGAUAAAAAUUGGGAAGAUUUGGAUCCUUCAGAAUGGACCAAGAUAUUUCAAGAUGGGAUUGAUGAACUUCCUAGGGAACUAGCAGUUUCCCUCUGGGCAAUGAACCGCACAUACUUGGUAUCACCUAUAAAUGGAGUUCUUAAAUAUCACCGCCUUGGGAAGAAGGAAAGGAAGAAUCCUGAUAUACCCUUUGAGAAGGCUUCACUUGUCCUUAGUGAUGUUUCAUUAACUAUAUCUGAGGCUCAGUAUUAUGAUGGCAUAAAACUACUGGAAACUAUUUCGAGAUAUAAAACUCGUGUGGAUGUAUCUCACCUUAGGCCUAUGUUACCAGUUUCGGAAGAUCCUUGUGCCUGGUGGCGCUAUGCUGUUCUUGCUGGUUUGCAGCAAAAAAAGAUGUGUUACUGGUUUUCUUGGGAGAGAAUAAAGCAUCUUUGUCAGCUUCGUCGACGCUAUAUUCAAAUGUAUGCAAAUUCUUUGCAAAUGCCUGAUGUGGAUAUUUCCGAACUUAGGCAGAUUGAGAAAGCCCUUAGUUCAAAAGUGAUUCUAUUGUGGAGGUUACUUGCUCGUGCUAGAAUUGAAUCUGUGAAAUCAAAGGAAGCUUCUCAGCAGAAGAGUAAUUUGAAAAGAAGCUGGUGGAAUUUUGGAUGGAACACUGUUUCUGGAGAUGACUCAGUUGCAAGAAUUUUACCAGAAUCAAGGUUGGAAGAAGAGGAAAAUUUGACAAAAGAAGAGUGGCAGGCAAUCAAUAAAAUGUUGAGUUAUCAGCAGGAGGAUGAUUUGUCUCUUAUUCCUGGCAAAACCUUGCAAAAUAUGAUGCAGUUCGUAGUUGAUGUGUCAGUUGGCCAAGCAGCUGCUCAAAUCAUAAGUAUUAAUCAGACAGAUAUUGUAUGUGGUAGAUUUGAAGAACUUCAUAUCAGGACAAAAAUGUAUCAGAAAAGCACACAUUGUGACGUGUCGUUGAAAUUCUAUGGCUUAUCCUCUCCUGAAGGUUCACUUACAGAGAGUGUUAUCAGCGGAAAAAAGGUCAAUGCAUUAGAAGCCACUUUUGUAUAUUCGCCUCUUGGGGAUGAUGUGGAUUGGCGACUUUCAGCAACCAUUGCUCCCUGUCAUGCCACGAUUUUGAUGGGGACCUAUGAUGAGUUUUUAGCAUUUGUAAAGAGAAGCAAUGCUGUUAGCCCUACUGUUACGAUGGAAACUACAACUGCUUUGCAGAUGAAGAUAGAGCAGGUUACUCGUAGAGCUCAGGAACAGUUUCAAAUGGUAUUGGAAGAACAAAGCAGGUUUUCACUUGAUGUGGACUUUGAUGCUCCCAAAGUGAGGAUUCCAAUGAGGACUGGUCAAUCAACUAUGCAUGAGAGCCAGUUUCUUCUAGAUUUUGGGCAUUUCACAUUGCAUACAAGAGAAGGACAGCCUGAUGAAAAAAGACAAAGUCUCUACUCUCAUUUUCAUAUAUCAGGGAGGGACAUGGCUGCUUUCUUCACAGAUGAUAUAUUGAAAACAAAACCUUCACAUUCUGGACAAGAUGGCAGUCAAACACUUCUUUCAUCCUCUACAAAUGACUCCGGUCAUUUCUAUUCUCUUCUCGAUCGCUGUGGCAUGUCAGUUAUUAUUGACCAGAUCAAGAUACCUCAUCCACGUUAUCCGUCUACUCGAAUUUCUGUACAAGUUCCAAAUCUUGGUAUUCACUUUUCACCAGAAAGAUAUUGCCGUAUUAUGGAAUUGCUUAGUAUAUUCUACAGCACCAUAGAAAGCAGUAGUCAAGACACUGAUGUGAGUCUCCGACCUGGUUCUCUGCCUUGGCUACCCGCUGAUUUAACAACUGAUGCUAGAAUCUUGGUCUGGAGGGGGAUUGGACAUACUUUAGCUGAGUGGCAACCUUGUUAUCUUGUCUUAUCGGGGCUGUAUCUUUACGUUCUUGAGUCUGAGGUUUCACAAAACUAUCAAAGGUGUUCCAGCAUGGUUGGUCGACAAGUCUUUGAAGUGCCUCCAGCAAGUAUUGGUGGAUCCCUUUAUGCCGUUGCUGUGAGUUCAAGGGGAACUGAAGUUCAGAAGGCUUUGGAGUCCACAAGUACUCUGAUUAUUGAAUUUCGUGAUAAUGAGGAGAAGACCGCUUGGCUGAAAGAGCUUGUUCAAGCCACAUACAGAGCUUCUGCUCCUCCUAUAAUUGAUAUACUAGGAGAUCAAAUCAAUGGUCCACGAGAAUCUAUUAUACGCCAAAAUAGUAGCUUGAGAGCAGCUGACCUAGUUAUCAAUUGUUCCCUUGUUGAAGUGAAACUGGCUAUAUAUGGGAAAUUAGAUGAGAAAUGUUGCAACACUGAUGAAUCAUUAAUUUUAGAGCUUCUUGUUGGUGGUGGAAAGGUAAAUGUUCUUAGACUUGGUGGUGAUCUCACUGUGAAAAUGAAGCUGCACAGUUUGAAAAUUAGAGAUGAACUUCAGCGUUGUCUGUCUAUGACUCCUCAAUACUUAGUAUGUUCUGUGCACAGUGAGAAUAGCAAGCCUAGUACCUCUCGCAUGUUUGAGCUCUCUGAUAAAGGGAGAAACACCUUGCUUCUAGAGGAAGAUGAUUCUUUCAAAGAUGCAUUGCCAGAUUUUAUGUCUGUUUCUGAUCAGAGCUUUUAUUCACAAACACCUGAGUUGGCUUGCGACCCGCCUUCUCCUAGUACACGUGAGCACUAUGCUGGAGGGGGUUAUGAUGAUGCUUUAUGUCAGGACAAGGAUCAAGUGAAAGGGAAGACUGAAGUUUUUUAUGAGGCGGCAGACAGCGACUUACCUGAUUUUGUGGCUGUCACCUUUGUGACACGAAGUCCUGGUUCACCACUGUAUGAUGGCAUUGAUACACAGAUGUGCAUCCGCAUGACAGCACUAGAGUUCUUUUGUUAUAGGCCUACUCUUGUUGCUCUUAUUGGUUUGGGCUUUGAUUUGAGCCGGGCAAACUCUGCAGUAUCCCAGACAGAUAGCAUUGAUGCUCCAAAGUGCUCAGAGAAAAAGGAAGAAAAUUCUCGCACUUUAGUUAAAGGUUUGCUAGGUUAUGGGAAAGGGCGCAUAGUCUUUAAUUUAAGAAUGGAUGUGGACAGCGUAUGCAUGUUCCUAAAUAAGGAAGACGGUUCUCAGCUAGCAAUGUUUGUUCAACAAAGUUUUGUUUUGGAUUUGAAGGUUCAUCCUAGUUCUAUCUCUAUAGAAGGUAUCUUAGGGAAUAUGAGACUAUGUGACAUGUCCCUUGGUCCAGAUCAUCGUUGGGGCUGGCUCUGUGACAUUCGCAACCAGGGGACUGAGUCUCUUAUCAAGUUUAAAUUUCAAUCAUACAGUGUGCAAGAUGAUGAUUAUGAGGGACAUGAUUAUAGCUUGACUGGCCGGCUUUCUGCAGUUCGAAUUGUUUUCCUUUAUCGGUUUGUGCAAGAGAUUACGACGUACUUUAUGGAGCUGGCCUCUCCACACACUGAAGAAGCUAUUAAGCUUGUUGAUAAAGUUGGGGGCUUUGAAUGGCUGGUUCAAAAGUAUGAGAUGGACGGUGCUUCUGCUGUAAAAGUCGAUCUAUCAUUGGAUACUCCAAUAAUUGUUGUUCCAGAAAAUUCAAUGAGCGAAGAUUAUAUGUUACUUGAUCUUGGGCAAUUACGAGUGAAGAACUAUUUUAGUUGGCAUGGUUGCAAAGAAGAUCCUUCAGCUGUACAUCUUGACAUCCUGGAUGUUGAGAUAAAUGGCAUCAACAUGGCUGUAGGUGUAAAUGGCCAUAUGGGGAAACCAUUGAUACGAGAAGGUCAUGGUAUUCAUAUCCAAGUGCGUCGCAGUUUAAGAGAUGUUUUUCGUAAGGUUCCAACAAUUUCUAUUGAGGUGCAGGUUUAUCUGUUGCAUUGUAUCAUGACUGACAAGGAAUACAAAGUUAUCGUAAAUUGUGCAUAUAUGAACCUAUUGGAACAACCAAGGCUUCCCCAAAGUUUUCGUAGUAAUAAUGGAACGAGAGAGUCGAUGCGGAUGCUUGCUGAUAAGGUUAAUCCAUAUGGUCAAAUGUUGCUCACACGUACAGUUGCCGUUAUAGCUGUUGAGGUUCAUUAUGCCUUGCUAGAGCUUUGUAAUGGUCUAGAUGAGGAAUCCCCCCUAGCUCAGAUUUCUUUAGAAGGUGUUUGGGUGUCAUACCGGUCGACUUCUAUGUCUGAAAUGGAUCUAUAUGUGACCAUUCCCAAAUUCACUAUCCUUGAUAUACGUCCUGAUACAAAGCCUGAAAUGCGGUUGAUGCUAGGACCAUAUGGUGAUAUUUCCAAGCCUGAUUCACUUUCUCCUCUAGCAGCUCCAUUGUCACCAACUAAUGCUGGUUCCAUGGAGAAUUUGGAAACUGCAACUGAUACGGAUGUUUCCAAUUUGACCAUGCUCGUAAUGGACUAUCGAUGGCGUUCAUCCCUCCAGUCCUUAGUUAUUCGUGUUCAGCAGCCACGCAUUUUAGUUGUUCUGGACUUCCUUCUUGCAGUUGUUGAGUUUUUUGUCCCUCGGUUAGGCGCAAUAACUGGGAGACAGGAAACUCUGCAUUCAGAAAAUGACCCACUUAAAAUAUGUGGUGACAUAAUACUUUCAGAACCAGUUUACAUGCAGCAAGAUGAUGUUGUACAACUUUCUCCUAGAAGGCAGUUGAUUGCUGAUGGUUUUGGCACAGAUGAGUUUACAUAUGACGGGCGUGGUGGUACAAUAUCUUUAAAUGAGGAGUUAGAUGUGGAGCAAUCAUACUCUGGAGCUAUAAUUAUAAUAGGACGUGGUAAGAAGUUGCGUUUCAAGAAUGUAAAAAUUGAGAAUGGUGCUCUCUUGAGGAAGUGUACAUACUUGAGCAAUGAUAGCAGUUACUCCAUUUCUGUAGAUGAUGGUGUUGAUAUUUCUUUGUUCGAUGAUAUUGCGUGUGGCUCAGAUAAAGAGGGCUUAGAACAAUAUCGAGGUUGCUCAAUGCAAGAAACUGAUUCUAACAUGGCAUUUUCUGGUUCUGCAAAUCAAUCAUCCAAUCUCACAUUUGAAGCUCAGGUCAUGUCUCCGGAAUUUACCUUUUAUGACAGUUCAAAAUUAUCUUCCGAUAGCUCCCUACAUGUUGAGAAGCUUCUGAGGGCAAAGAUGGAUUUUAGCUUCAUGUAUGCUUCAAAAGAUAAUGAUACUUGGGCACGGUCUCUUGUUAAAGACCUUACAGUUGAGGCUGGUUCAGGUCUUGUUAUUCUGGAACCAGUUGAUAUUUCGGGAGGAUAUACUUCUGUUAAAGAUAAGACAAAUAUAUCAGUGGUAUCUACUGAUAUAUGCGCUCAUAUUUCGCUCAGUGUUGCUUCUCUUCUACUUCAGUUGCAAGAACAGGCUGCUGCUGCUCUACAAUUUGGUAAUGCAGAUCCACUGGCUUCUUGUACCAAUUUCAAGAGAAUUUGGGUAUCACCGAAAGGGGAUUUACCUGGUUAUGGCCUAACAUUUUGGAGGCCUCAAGCUCCAUCAAAUUAUGCUAUUCUUGGCGACUGCGUAACAUCGAGACCAAUACCCCCUUCACAGGCUGUCAUAGCAGUGAGUAACACGUAUGGCCGUGUAAGAAAACCUACUGGUUUCAAACUCAUUGGUUCCUUCUCUAAGCUACAAGGGAUGGCAGAAGAGUGCUUCUUAAAUAACAACACUGACUGCUCUAUUUGGAUGCCUAUUCCACCACCAGGCUACUUAGCAUUGGGUUGUGUAACACAUGUCGGAAACCAGCCACCCCCAAAUCACAUUGUCUAUUGUCUUCGAUCUGAUCUUGCAACAUCUGCUACCUUUUCAGAUUGCAUGCUUUAUGUUCCUCCUGAUAUAAGGGUUGGCUCUGGUUUUGGUAUCUGGCACAUUGACAAUGUGUUUGCUUCAUUUUUUGCACUGACUUCUAUUGAUUAUCCUCCCAAGGUUAAGGGUUUUGGCUUGCACCAGAUCCUCUUGCGCGAUUCUAAUCAACAUCUUUCUUCCUCCAAACGUCCCACCUCGAAUACUUCUAAUGUAAAUGACCUUAGAGGUCAGCAAGAAGCCAGCCACUCUAGCGGUUCAUCUGGAUGGGAUAUUGUGCGAACAUUGUCUAAAAGCGGUAGCUGUUACAUGUCCACUCCCCAUUUUGAAAGGGUGUGGUGGGACAGAGGUUGCGAUGUCAGAAAACCAAUUUCAAUAUGGAGGCCAGUACGACGCCCUGGUUUUGCUCCCCUAGCUGAUUGUAUAACAGAAGGGUUAGAACCACCUGGUCUAGGAUUGAUUUUUAAGUGUGACGACUCAGUUAUUUCUGAAAAACCUGUUCAGUUUACUAAAGUUGCAGGGCUAAAUAGAAAAGGGGUUGACGAUGCAUUUUUUUGGUACCCAAUCCCACCUCCUGGCUAUGCCUCCUUGGGAUGCGUAGUUACAAGGACAGAUCAAGCACCUAAUAAAGAUAACUUUUGCUGCCCAAGGAUAGACCUUGUCACGCAAGCCAAUGUUUCGGACCAACCUAUUUCCAGGUCUUCUAUAUCAAAGGGUUCCAACUGCUGGAGUAUCUGGAAAAUUGAAAAUCAGGCCUGCACUUUUCUUGCACGGUCUGAUCUACGAAAACCGUCAAAUCGCUUGGCAUAUAAUAUUAGUGACUAUGCAAAACCUAGAACACGUGAAAAUGUAAGUGCUGAAAUGAAGCUGGGGUGUCUUUCACUCAGUGUCUUAGACAGCUUUUGUGGAACCAUGACUCCACUAAUUGACAUGACGAUUACAAACAUAAAUCUUGCAUCACAUGGGCGUUUAGAGGCGAUGAAUGCCGUGCUGAUCUGCUCGAUUGCUGCAUCUACAUUCAACGGACAAUUAGAAGAAUGGGAGCCUCUUGUGGAGCCAUUUGAUGGGAUAUUCAAGCUUGAAACAUAUGACACCAGUGAACAUCCUCCAUCAAAAAUUGGGAGACGAGUGCGUAUUGCUGCGACAUCCACCCUAAAUCUCAAUAUUAGUGCUGCUAAUCUUGAGAUGUUGAUAGAAACUAUUGCAUCUUGGUGUAGACAAAAUGAUCUGGACCGGAAACCAUUGAAUGAGGAAGGAGUUGAAAAUGUGAAGAGCAGCCAUAGCCAUACUUUAACCUUCUCUGCCUUGGAGGAAGAUGAUUUUCAGAAUGUGAAUAUUGAGAAUAAACUGGGGUUAGACAUUUAUGUAAGGAAAGUCGAGCAAACUUCAGAUAAUGUGCUUUUGUUACCACAUGACAACGAGGCACCUUUAUUGAUUCCACCUCCUAGGUUUUCAGAUAGGUUGAAUGUGGUGACUAAAGCCAGAGAGACACGAUUUUAUGUUGCCAUACAGAUAUUAGAGUCUAAGGGUUUACCUAUUGUAAAUGAUGGAAACAGCCAUGAUUAUUUCUGUGCAUUGCGACUUCUAGUUGACAAUAAGAUGUCUAAUCAGUAUAAGCUAUUUCCUCAGAGUGCGAGAACUCGAAGCAUACGACCUUCAAUUUCAAAAAUAAAUGACUUUGAUGUGGGAUAUGCUAAAUGGAAUGAACUUUUUAUAUUUGAAAUUCCUGAAAAGGGACUAGCAAAUUUGGAAGUUGAGGUUACAAAUCUUGCUUCAAGAGCUGGAAAAGGUGAAGUGGUAGGUGCAUUGUCUAUCCCUAUUGGUGGUGGGGCUAAUUCACUAAAACGGGCUACAUCAAUAAGGGUAUUACAACAAGCAGCAGCAACUAAUUUUCAGGAAUUUUCGCAGUAUCCUUUAAGGAAGAAGGGUCAGAAAAUUGCCAAUGAUGCCAAGGAAACUUGUGGGACGUUGGUAAUGUCUACUUCAUACUUUGAACGAAGUGCCAAUAUGAAUUCCCAGAUGGGGAUGGCGAGUUCAGUUAAUGAUGAUGGUGAUGUGGGUUUCUGGAUUGGACUUCGACCAGAUGGGCCAUGGGAAAAGUUUGGUUCAACACUCCCACUAUCAAUUGUUCCUAAAUCGCUUGACAGAAAACCCUUUGCCUUUGAAGUAGUCAUGAGAAAUGGCAAGAAGCACGCAACUCUUCGUGCUCUUGCAGUUGUUGUGAAUCUUGCUGAUGUUAAGCUCGAAGUGUCAGUUUGCCCUGCCUAUACUCAUAGUCUCAUGAAUCAAGGAAGAAGCGCAACUCCUCUAGUGAUGGAAGAAGUAUUUGAGAACCAGCGUUAUCAACCAAUUUCAGGGUGGGGAAGUAGAGGAUCUAGUUUCCAGGGUAAUGAUCCGGGACAUUGGAGUACAAGAGAUUUCUCAUACUCAUCAAAGGAUUUCUUUGAGCCCCCUCUCCCUCGUGGAUGGAAAUGGACAUCUCCUUGGAAAAUUGAGAGGUCUCAGUUUGUAGACAGUGAUGGUUGGGCAUAUGGAGCUGAUUUUAAAAAUCUAACUUGGCCUCCCAAUUCUUCAAAGUGUUCUUCAAAAUCAGCUCUAGAUUUUGUUCGCCGGAGGCGCUGGAUACGCACUAGGCAACAGCUCCCAGAUGAGAACAUUGAAAAUGAAAGGAAGAUUGUUGCUGUUAUAGACCCCAAUUCAUCUGGUGUACUGCCCUGGGUGAGUAUGGUUCAAGAAGCUGACUUGUGUUUGCAAGUUCGGCCUUAUGCUGAAGGUUCCCAGGAACCAUAUACUUGGAGUCAGAUUGUUAGUUUGGAUUCAUGCAAGGACCAAACAAAUAAUCAGAAGGCUACACCUUCUCGAAAAAUUACCACAAAAAAUACAAACAUUUUGCUGCCAAAGUCUCUUCUGAAGCUGAAUCAGCUAGAAAAAAAAGAUAUGCUUAUGUACUGCAAUCCUACUACUGAUGCUAAGCAGCAUGUUUGGCUCAGUGUAGGCACUGACGCAUCGGUUCUGCACACGGAGUUGAACGCUCCAAUUUUUGACUGGAAAAUAUCUAUUAGUUCUGUUGUCAAAUUAGAAAAUAAGCUUCCUUGUGAAGCUGAGUAUGCCAUAUGGGAGAAGUUAAUUGAAGGAAAUAUGGUGGAGAAGCAACAUGGCAUUCUUUCUGCAGGUGGAAGUGCAUUUAUCUAUUCAGCAGAUUUAAGAAGGCCCAUCUAUCUGAGUUUAUUUGUUCAGGGUGGUUGGUGUUUGGAAAAGGAUGUCAUAUUAAUUAUGGACCUAUCUGGCGCUGGACAUGCAUCAAUUCAAAUUAUUUUUCAAUUCACGCAAAAUGAUAUCAUUAUUGCCUAUAGAUCUUACACAGAAAAAAGUCUACUUUGUAACAUCAAGUCAAUGUUUGACAGCAGAAUAAGAAGUCUACUUCGUGUAUUUAGGCUAAUAAAUAUCAAUAUUCCCAGUUCUGCGGGCUCAGUUUUUCAGCAAGGAGUCUUUGGACGUCACAUUUCAUGUGCAUAUUGUGCCAGGAGGUUGCGUGUGAGUGUUGAACAUGACAUGGGAGGAACUGAUGCAGCACCGAAAACAGUUAGGCUGUUUGUUCCAUAUUGGAUUUGCAAUGAUUCAUCAGUACCUCUGUCUUUUCGUAUAGUGGAGGUUGAGCCUUCAGAUACUGUAGAGACUGACUCUCAGAUGAUAUCUAGAGCAGUUAAAUCUGCAAAAUUUGCCUUAAGGAAUAGCUCGAAAUCUUUGGAAAGGAAAAUUUCUACCUCAAAAAGAAAUCUUCAGAUAUUAGAAGUUAUAGAGGAGUUUGGUCCAAAUUGUGUUAUGUUAUCUCCACAAGAUUAUACAUAUCCAGGCGCAGUAUCAUCAACACCUCCUCACAAUGCUUCUUUUUCUGCUAAUCGUGUUGGCAUCUCUGUAGCUGUUUAUCAUUCUGAAUAUUAUAGUGCUGGGAUCUCUCUUCUUGAGCUUGAAAGAAAGGAACGGGUAGAUGUAAAGGCAUUUGCCUCUGAUGGAUCAUACUUUAACCUAUCGGCACAACUUAAAGUGUCUUCUGACAGAACAAAGGUUGUUCGUUUUCUGCCCCAGACAUUAGUUAUCAAUAGGCUUGGACACAGCAUAUCUUUGUGUCAGUAUAACACUGAGUUGGUAGAAUGGUCUCACCCAAAUGAUCCUCCAAAGCUGCUAAAAUGGAAAUCGAGUCCAGGAGAUGAACUAUUGAAGUUGCGACUUGAUGGAUACAAGUGGAGUACACCAUUUAGCAUUAAGUUUGAUGGUGUGAUGUGUGUUUGCAUGAAGACUGAUAUAGGAAAUAAUCCAAUGUAUAUAAGCGUAGAAGUGCGUGGUGGAACAAAAAGCUCAGUGUAUGAAGUUGUAAUUCACCCCACAUUAUUUUUAAGCCCUUACAGAAUUGAAAAUCGUUCAACAUUCUUGCCUAUUCAUUUCCGCCAAGUGGGUGGGACAGACAACUCCUGGCUAAAUCUCCCCCCUAAUUCUGCUUCGUCAUUUGCUUGGGAGGACUUAGGUAGAAGGCAAUUAUUGGAGGUUUUGGCUGAUGGAACGGACCCCAUGAAAUCUGAGAAGUACAACAUUAAUGAGAUUAUGGAUUAUCAGCCGUUGGAGGCAGCUUGUGGACCUAUAAAAGCUCUACGAGUUACUGUUCUAAAAGAGGGGAAAUUACAGAUCUGCCGCAUUAGUGAUUGGAUGCCAGAAAAUGAUAUACCUGCAGUAAUGCACAGAAGAGUUCCUUCAACUAUACUUCAAUCAUCUGAAAAUGAUUAUAAAAAGUCAUCUCCUGCUUUGGAAACUGAAUUUCAUGUUACUUUUGAGCUGGCUGAGCUGGGUUUGUCUAUCAUUGAUCACAUGCCCGAGGAGAUUGUAUAUUUCUCUGUUCAAAAUCUGCUUAUUUCUUAUUCAUCUGGAUUGGAUGCUGGGAUCAGCAGAUUCAAGUUACGGUUGCAUGGUAUUCAAAUUGAUAAUCAGUUACCUUUCACUCCCAUGCCAGUAUUGUUUGGACCGCUUAGAAUGGCUGACCAACUGGAGUAUAUACUGAAGUUCUCUGUAACCAUGCAAACUAAUUCCUUAGACUUUGGUGUUUACCCGUAUCUUGGUUUGCAGGUGCCUGAAAGUUCUUCUUUUUUGGUUAACAUUCAUGAACCAAUUAUUUGGCGACUCCAUGAGAUGUUUGAUCAAAUAAAAUUCAGUAGUGUAUUUGGCUGUGCAGCUACUGCUGUUUCAGUAGAUCCAAUAAUAAAAAUCGGGUUGCUUAAUAUCUCAGAGAUCCGUUUCAAAGUGACCAUGGCUAUGUCACCUGCUCAACGCCCAAGAGGUGUUCUUGGAUUCUGGUCAUCUUUGAUGACGGCUUUGGGGAACACUGAGCAUAUGCCGGUGCGUAUUACACAAAGAUUUCAUGAAGAACUCUGCAUGCGUAAAAGUGCGCUUAUUAGCAGUGCAGUGUCAAACAUUCAAAAAGAUCUUCUCAGCCAACCUCUUCGGCUGCUCUCUGGUGUUGACAUUCUUGGCAAUGCGAGCAGUGCACUUAGUAACAUGAGUAAAGGUGUUGCAGCUUUAUCCAUGGACAAGAAAUUUAUUCAGAGCCGACAAAAACAAGAUAGCAAAGGAGUUGAAGAUAUUGGUGAUGUUAUUAGGGAGGGGGGUGGGGCUCUUGCAAAAGGUUUCUUUAGAGGAGUAACCGGCAUCUUAACAAAGCCUCUUGAGGGUGCAAAAUCUUCUGGCGUUGAGGGCUUUGUUCAAGGAGUUGGCAAAGGAAUUAUUGGUGCUGCUGCUCAACCUGUGAGUGGGGUCCUUGAUCUUCUUUCUAAAACUACUGAAGGUGCCAAUGCCGUGAAAAUGAAGAUAGCAUCAGCAAUAACAUCUGAAGAACAAUUGCUUCGUAGGCGUCUCCCACGAGUAAUUGGUGGGGAUAAUUUGCUCCGUCCAUAUGAUGAAUAUAAAGCAACAGGGCAGGUAAUAUUGCAGCUGGCAGAAUCUGGUACCUUUUUUGGCCAGGUUGAUCUCUUUAAGGUUCGAGGAAAGUUUGCGUUAUCAGAUGCAUAUGAAGAUCACUUUUUGAUACCAAAGGGAAAGAUCUUUCUUCUAACCCAUCGUAGAAUUUUGUUACUGCAACAACCAACAAAUCUAGUGGCCCAAAGACAAUUCAAUCCAGCAAGAGAUCCAUGUUCAGUGUUGUGGGAUGUUCUGUUAGAAAACCUAGCCACAAUGGAAUUGACACACGGAAAGAAAGAUUUUCCAGGAUCACCCCCUUCAAGGCUUAUCUUGUACGUGCAAACUAGGUUACCUGAGUCAAAAGAAAAUGCUCGUGUUGUUAAAUGCAUCCGUGGAUCUCACCAAGCAAUUGAAAUCUUUUCAUCUAUCGAGCAAACACUACAAACUUAUGGACCAAAUUCCUCAAAAGUACUCCAGAAAAGAAAAGUGCCUAAACCAUAUACCCCAAGUACUACUGUUGUUGGCCAUGAAGUAUUGCCUAACGAUGUGUUUGGUCUGUGGAGUGUGCAAGAAGACCAAAAGUCUGUUCCUGUGAAUUCGGCUUUUGGCAUGGUCUUUGCACUGCCUCAGUGAAUCCUAGGGUAAUUUCAGUGAAGAUAAUUCCAAAUAUUGUUAUCAUUGAAGAGACGGAUGUCGAUCAUUUGCAUCUCAAAUUCUUAACGAGGACCAGUUUGUCAUGCAUCUAGAUGAACCGAAAAAAGCAUUUUACCACAUACAAGCUUAUGUUGGUAGAUUAUUCAUUUGUCAGCAAAACUCUGUAUCAAGCUAUGUACUUGAGGCUUCUGGAAUUGUAUCUACCUCAACUUCUGAUCUGCCCUUUGAAUGAAAAUAAUAGGAGCACGACAGAAGCUUCCUUGAAGAGCGACACAGAAAAACAAAGGAGAAGGUAUUUUGUAUGUAUUUAGAUUACAUGUCAAUUGUAUUGUACAGCUGAUGGCCGAAUCUUCAUGUAAAUAAUCUUGCUUUUCUUUCUAUUAAGAGCAAAUGAAUUUUACUCCUCUCUGGGUGAGACGCAUCAGAGGUGAGGCAAUAUUUUUAUAGUGAAGAAAAGUGAAUGAAUAAUUCUGAAUA